CCGGGCGAUGCUGAGCCUCCCGCAAAGGUGGUGCGCUCCGGGCUUGUCUAGCCCAGCCCCGCGGGGUUGACUCUGAGCUUCCCACAGUCGCGCAAGACUCUUAGAGCCUCCGCGAUGCUGCCGCUGCCCUCGCUGCGCCGAUCCCUGCUGUCCCACGCCUGGAGGGGCGCUGGGCUGCGGUGGAAGCACGCCUCCUCUCUGAAGGUGGCCAAUGAGCCCAUCUUAGCGUUCACUCAGGGCAGCCCUGAGCGGGAUGCACUGCAGAAGGCUCUGAAGGACCUGAGGGGCCAGACGGAAGCCAUCCCUUGUGUUGUUGGGGAUGAGGAGGUGUGGACCUCUGACGUGCAGUACCAGCUGUCGCCCUUUAACCAUGGACACAAGGUGGCUAAGUUCUGUUAUGCUGACAAGGCCCUGCUCAACAAAGCCAUCGAAGCUGCGUUGGCUGCCAGGAAGGAGUGGGACCUGAAGCCUGUGGCAGACCGGGCCCAGGUCUUCCUGAAGGCGGCAGAUAUGCUGAGUGGGCCCCGAAGGGCUGAAGUCCUUGCCAAGACCAUGGUGGGACAGGGCAAGACCGUGAUCCAAGCAGAGAUUGAUGCUGCGGCCGAACUCAUCGACUUCUUCAGGUUCAACGCCAAGUUCGCUGUGGACCUGGAAGGGGAACAACCCAUCAGUGUGCCACCCAGCACCAACCGUGUGGUGUACCGGGGGCUGGAGGGCUUCGUGGCAGCCAUUUCUCCCUUCAACUUCACCGCAAUCGGAGGCAACCUGGCAGGCGCUCCUGCCUUAAUGGGCAACGUGGUUCUGUGGAAGCCCAGUGACACUGCCAUGCUGGCUAGCUAUGCCGUCUACCGCAUCCUCCGGGAGGCCGGCUUGCCUCCCAACGUAAUCCAGUUUGUGCCAGCUGAUGGGCCAACCUUCGGGGACACGAUCACCAGCUCAGAGCACCUCUGUGGCAUAAACUUUACAGGCAGUGUGCCCACCUUCAAACACCUGUGGAAGCAGGUAGCCCAGAACCUGGACCGGUUCCGUACCUUCCCACGCCUGGCUGGAGAGUGUGGCGGGAAGAAUUUCCAUUUCGUGCACAGCUCGGCCGACGUGGACAGCGUGGUGAGCGGGACGCUGCGCUCAGCCUUCGAAUACGGUGGUCAGAAGUGCUCAGCCUGCUCUCGCCUCUACGUGCCUCAGUCGCUGUGGCCGCAGAUCAAAGGGCGACUGCUGGAGGAGCACAGCAGGAUCAAAGUGGGGGAUCCCGCAGAGGACUUUGGGACCUUCUUCUCCGCAGUGAUUGAUGCCAAGGCCUUCGCCCGCAUUAAGAAGUGGCUGGAGCAUGCGCGUUCCUCGCCCAGCCUCAGCAUCCUGGCAGGGGGCCAGUGUAACGAGUCGGUGGGUUACUACGUGGAGCCAUGUAUUAUUGAGAGCAAGGACCCACAGGAGGCCAUCAUGAAGGAGGAGAUCUUUGGGCCUGUGCUGACAGUGUAUGUGUACCCAGAUGAUAAAUACAGAGAGACGCUGCAGCUGGUCGACAGCACUACCAGCUAUGGCCUCACGGGGGCAGUGUUCGCUCAGGAUGAAGCGAUUGUCCAGGAAGCCACGAGGUGGCUGAGGAACGCCGCUGGCAACUUCUACAUCAACGAUAAGUCUACUGGGUCCGUGGUGGGCCAGCAGCCAUUUGGUGGCGCCCGGGCUUCAGGAACUAAUGACAAGCCAGGAGGCCCCCACUACAUCUUACGCUGGACGUCACCCCAGGUCAUCAAGGAGACUCAUAAGCCCCUGGGGGACUGGCGAUACCCCUACAUGCAGUGAGCCCCUGCCCAGCACGUCUGUCCAUCCAGACGACUGACAUCUCUGCACUGACCCCCUGCUCCCCACCAGUUCCUCCUGGACUCUCUACAGCUGAGCUGGCCCCUGUCCUGGCCACUGGUGCCUGUCCUUGGAAUCAGGGGCCCAGGCUUUGGCUUUGGGUCAUAUUGGGGAGGAUCAGCCAGUCCAUCCAGAAAUCUCAUCCUCUGCAGAACACCCUGGUGCCUGGCAGGUUCUCCAGCCGUCUGCUUUUCUCUCCUCAUGCUGGGCCCAGUGACUCAGAGGCCCUCAGGAUAGAGAGGGAUACUCUCAGGCUGUCGGGGACGGAGACAGCUCUGGUGUCCUGUAGCCUCACCACUCAAAGACCCCCUGACCUUGGCUUUGUCCCCUACACAUGUCCAGUGACAUAGGACCUCAGCCAGAUGGCUCCAGGGGCACCCGCUGGCUUUGCCCCUUGGUCUGGGCUAGCUCCUCCUGCCGGGGCACCAGCUGGCUUUGCCCCUUGGUCUGGGCUAGCUCCUCCUGCCGGUACUUACGUCCAGCCAUAUGCCUUAGACCAAUGUGCCUUCUUCCAGGGUGCCUGCAUGUCCCCGAGCCUUCAUCCCUCCUGGCCACCUGCUUGGAAGUGACCAGUGGUGGUCAUCCCAUACAGGCUGAAUCUGGGAAAUCUUGAGGUGUGCCUCCAUUCCAUACUCUUUGUUUUUCCGAGACAGGGUUUCUCUGUGUAGCCCCUGCUGUCCCGGAACUCACUCUGUAGACCAGGCUGGCCUCGAACUCAGAAAUCCACCUGCCUCUGCCUCCCAGUGCUGGGAUUAUAGGCGUGCGCCACCACCGCCCGGCCAUUCCAUACUCUUGUGGGAAGCAGCCAGCCCAGGGGUAGCCAGGGUGAGCUCCUGCUUGGGUCCUGGAUAAUCAAGUAUUUCUAGUGGCUUGAGAGCACACGUGCCUUUCAAGGACUUUUGCCAGGAUCCACAUGGAGCUGGUCUAGCUGUCACCCAGGGCUGCCCCCGUCACACUCAGGGGCGGGUACCAGUCCCAGGCCAGCUCUGUGUUCGGCUUCCUUUCAGGGCCCAGGUUGUUUCCCAGGGAGCAGGACUAGGCUGCAAAUGUCCCAAUUCUACACUGUGAGGGGGUGGGGCGCAUUUACUGCCACCCGAGGAAAUGCCAGAUAUCUACUCAAAAUGGCCGGGGAGGGAAGUGAGGGGUAGACUGGCUUCUCAUUCCUAAUCUAAUGAACUGCCAGUGUGUUGUCAUGUGGUUCUAUGUGAUGUCUUGGGGGUGGGGGAAGUAGUGACUCCAGAGCCCAGUGGCUGGGUUUAGAGAUGGCUUUCUGUCGUUCCCCCCACCGAACCCCCAAGGCGGUCACCAAGAAAUCAUGUAAAUUCUCCAACCUUCCAUGUCUAAAAUGCUGAUGGUUCCCUCAUGGACACAGAGGGUCGAUGAGCUAAUCCCUGUGGAGUUCAGACAAAUGAUCAGAAAUGUCACCUGUUUGUUCCCCAACACUAUGUGCUGUGGUGGCUGAUCUUAAAAAAACGUGUCAGCUUUGCUGGGCCACGGUCCCCAGAGACCUGGUCAACCAUCGUGGAAGUUUCUUUGAAGGAGCGGUAAAGCUUAAAUAGGACUCUUACACUUUGAUUGUGUGUGGUUUUUGCAUGUACGGUGCAUGUUUGUACAGGUGCCCACAGAGGCCACAAGGGGUGGGUCGGAAGAGUUGGGGCUGGUGUUACAGGCCUUUGUGAGCUUACAUCUAAAUUCUAGUUGCCUGAUAAAGCAGUGAGCGCUCUAUCCGAUGGGCUGUCUUUCUAGCUCCAGCGUGCUUGUUUGGAGACAUGGUCUUGCUAGGUAGCCCAGGUUAGCCUUGAAUCUGGUGCCUCGGCCAUCUAAGUGCUGGGUUUACCAGCCUGUGUCUCCAGGCCUGACUUUAAUUUGUACUGUGAGUGGGCCUUAUCUAUUGAAUGUUUAAAUAGAAUAGAGGAUGUGCUCACCCAGGAGGGGACUCUCCAGUUCUUACUGGUUUUCUGGUCUGCUCUAUUCAUCUUCCCGCUGUCCCUCUCUUCAAACCCACCUCCCUUUAUGUUCCAUGGAUUCCGUGUCCCCUGGAGAACCUUGGCUAAUAAACACGUCAAGGAC
Messenger RNA from Mastomys coucha (southern multimammate mouse), 3930 nucleotides. It is a transcript of the gene Aldh4a1, whose product is annotated as aldehyde dehydrogenase 4 family member A1. Bases 115 to 1803 code for a protein of 562 amino acids. Gene Ontology annotation, molecular function: L-glutamate gamma-semialdehyde dehydrogenase (NAD+) activity. The record is from RefSeq and is a predicted model, not a curated record. NCBI's taxonomy places the organism in Eukaryota, Metazoa, Chordata, Mammalia, Rodentia, Muridae. The transcript is spliced from 15 exons.